AUGACGUAAAAAUUGAUUCAUAUCAAAAGAUAGUAUUUGAUCUAAAUUAAUUUACUUCAUAGGGUUUUUAGAAUAAAGAAUAAAUUAAAGUAUUUUGACUUUAUAAAAGCAAAAUCAGUUGAAAAAACUAAAUUUACAACUGGUGAAAAAUUUUCCAAAUAUCACCUAGCACUCUAAGAUUAUAUCCACAUUGUUCAAAUAUUUUAUGAUUAUUUAAUUAAAUAUCGAAAUAUGUAGAAUUAAAAUAUAGGGAAGAUUAUCUAUGAAGUAAGAAAUUAAUAAUGAAUAUGCAGUACCAAAUAUUUUUGAAAGAAGAUUGGCAAAACAAAAUUUCUUAAAAAUUCUGA
Messenger RNA from Paramecium octaurelia, 347 nucleotides. NCBI's taxonomy places the organism in Eukaryota, Ciliophora, Oligohymenophorea, Peniculida, Parameciidae. The record is from the annotation of a GenBank genome assembly.